Messenger RNA from Vespa crabro (European hornet), 1544 nucleotides. RefSeq lists its product as uncharacterized. Gene Ontology annotation, biological process: negative regulation of translation; negative regulation of ribosome biogenesis. The record is from RefSeq and is a predicted model, not a curated record. Gene Ontology annotation, molecular function: ribosomal large subunit binding. Gene Ontology annotation, cellular component: mitochondrion. Bases 711 to 1445 code for a protein of 244 amino acids. The transcript has 5 exons. Lineage: Eukaryota; Metazoa; Arthropoda; Insecta; Hymenoptera; Vespidae.
GAGUAACAGUUAAACUACAGUGUUUUCCGGUAGUACAUAAAUAAUUAUUUCUCUUCCAUAUUGAUUUUGAGAAUCAACGAAGCAAGUUGAAUAAAAAUCCUUAGUAAUCGAGAUUUAUACAAUUUUCUAGUUCCUUUUGAUUCGUAAAUAUGAGAGCGAAGUGGCGUAAGAAGCGUAUGCGUAGGCUAAAGCGCAAAAGGAGGAAGAUGCGUGCGAGGUCCAAGUAAUCUGUGUCCAUUUAAUCUCUGUAGGAACGACAAUGAUACGAUAAGUCAUGGUUUCUAGUUGAAUCUACUAGAUAUCUUACAAGUCCACUCCAUCAACCUGUCUUUCACACAGAGAUCAAAUUUUAUAAAUCUAUUUUUUGUUCAUCUUAAAUAAAAUGGAUACUGAAUAUAUACAAAUUUAUAGUUUCUAUUAUUGUGUACCAAUCCUGCUUCAUAUAUCGCAUACACAAACACUAUCAACUUAAAUCAAUUAAAAAUAACACCUAUUUAAAGUAAAAUAUAUGAGUUUUCUAUUUGAACUUUGAUAUAAACAAAAUUUAGUCGAUUCUGUAAUCUAAGACAAAUUUAAUCUAGAAUAAAUUAUCUUAAAAUUACGUUCAUACAUUAACGCCAUCUGAGACAUUUUGUUGAAAUAGUAAGUUUAGAAUAGUCUUGACCAUCCUUAUGACAAUAUUUUGAGGUUAAGGAUAUAAUAAAUAAAUCAUGAACAAUCGUAUCUUAUCGUAUUUAUUACGUGCACGAAAAAUAUGUAAAACAUUUGAUCCGCCGCAUAAAAACAGAUUUAUUACUUAUUCCUUAUUAAAACGAACAAGACAUUUCUCGGAUAUUAGUCCAAAUAAAUUACCAAACGAAAAACUUACGAAUGAAAAUGAAAAUGAUCUUGUGUUAGAGCACACAUCAAAACACAAAAUAUUCCACGACAAAGAUUCUAAAGUUAUAUUAGAUGUAGAAGAAGAACAAGAAAGGAUACUUUUAGGUGACUUACGUAUAGAGGAGAAAAAGCAUGAUCCCUACAGUGGAUUGAAUUUAAACCGUGGCAUACAAGGGGUGUACGAUAUAGAAGAUCUUAUUUCGGUUCUUCAAAAGGAUAAUGCAAAAGAUAUCUUUGUUAUAUCUGUGCCUAAAGAGUAUAUGUAUGUAGAUUAUAUUGUAAUUGUCACAGGUAAAUCGCAAAAGCAUAUGAGUGCUCUUGCCGCAUAUAUACGUAAAAUUUUUAAAUUGAAGAUGCAUAAGAAGGAUAUUAUCCCUAAAAUUGAAGGAGCCAAAUGUAAAGAUUGGAUAGCAUUGGACUUAGAUGCUGCUAGAAAACAAUACGAUUUAGAAACAUUAUGGACGGUUGGUUCACAAUACGACAGACAAACAAACAAACCAAUGGUGGCAGAUAUUAUGGAACAAUAUAAAUCUUUCUUAGAUGUAUUUCAACCAGAAAAUUCAUAAAAAUAUAGAUAUUAUAUUGAAUCUACUUUAGAAUUUUCUUCUUCAAUGUAUACAUAUAACUUUAUUAAUUAAAAUAAAUUCUAUGAAUUACAUGCAAAA